AUGGUUUCCGAACCUGUCUUCGAACUUGCCAUCGCCGUGAGUAACUCGUGGCUCCAUAAGUGUCUCAACGAUCACAAUUCGUGCGCGAAGAAGGCACGCCAUGCUCAUAUAUUUUGUACCGACAAUCAGCAUCUCAUCAAUGAUCUCAAAGGCGAUGGACUGGUACCAUCGCGAUUACUGGCAUUUCCAAAGAUUGUGCCAUCAACCGGCGAGCCAGACAUGGUGAAGCUGGUCCUCUCCACGGAACUCGGCGAACGUACACAAUACGUUGCACUCAGCCACCGCUGGGGCUCGCCUGGGUCUUCGCCUCCCCGUACCCUGAAAUCCAACAUCAAAGGUCACGUUGAAGAUGGUAUUCGCUAUGAGGAUCUACCUCAAACGUUCCGGGACACGAUUGACGUUACAAGAGCAUUGGGUUACGAAGUCUUAUGGAUCGACUCAUUAUGCAUCAUCCAAGAUUCUGCCGAAGAUUGGAAAAAUGAAGCAAGGCGUAUGGCUAUCAUUUACGAUAACUCCGUUCUGACAAUCGCCGCAAUGGAUGCAGAGGAUAGUAGUCAAGGUCUAUCUCCAAAAAGAGGCGGAUGCCUUAGUACCCUAGAAUCGAGGGCUUGGGUCUGUCAGGAAAGGAUGAUUGCACCGAGGACACUAAUGUUCACGAAGGGCUCCGUGGCCUGGGAAUGUCGUCAAGCAACCGCUAGCUUGGACUCCCCUGCCUUCGCCGAAGGGCAUGGAGGCACCGUGGUAGAUUGCGACCACGAGGGCUGGGUACCUCCGACGCGUCCGAAAGCCAUCUUCGCUUUCUUUCGUGAUUGGCGUCUUCCUCCCCUGCGGAAGGAGUCGGAUGGUUAUGAGUCUGAAUCUACUGAUUCUGGACAAGACAUCAAUGUUGAGGAUGCUACAACGGGAACAUCCGCACUUCAAAUGCAGAUCUCACCUGCGGUGGAACAAAAUCUCGAUGUGCAGGCACAGCCGGCAGAAAAAACUAACAGCGAAGGCCAGCUUGCAGAAAUUGUCUCACCAGCUACAGCAGUUGAAGGGACCUUGCCUGACUUUACUUGGUCUGAUGAUGACCCUCCAAUCAAGAUUUGGAAUGUAGCACCCCCAGAAGGCGAAUCAGGUGUUUAUUACGAUCAGAAAAGCAACGAGAUAUACAUGUGUUAUGGCGACGACUUAGCAGCACAUGCCGCCAACUUACUCAGCCAAAAGGACCUGCCUGCCUGUUUCAUCACGCUCUUCGAUAAGUCCUCGAAGGAUGGUAAAGACCUCUUCGGAAGCUUUCGAGUUGACGUGCAGAAACUUUUACGUCCGGAAUCUUCAUAUGAGCCGUUCAUGAGGGUGUGGUGGAAUUUUCUCGCCCUAUACACACCACGAAACUUAACCUACGAUAGCGAUGCCUUCCUCGCCAUGAAUGGAAUAACUUCCAUCUCACAAAAAUGGACGCAUACCCGCAAUUCUUUCGGGCUAUGGUUCAACUUCUUGCAAUUUGAGCUUUGUUGUAUAAGAGGAGGCCUGGUGCGCAAUGCUUUCUGGCAGCAGAAUCUCAGGCGGGGGAGUCUGAUGAUCAAGCCUGAAAUUGUAAGCGCAUCAGGCACGGCAUUCGAUAUGCCACUGCCUUUUCCAGCCUGGCGCAAUAGCCGCUACCAUAACCUGGAGUUGAAAGGUAAUUUGCGUGCCUCCAAGCUCAGACGCGUACAGACAGCAGAGGGGAAAACUUUGUUCGAGCUCGAUAUCGAACCCACAGGCCGGUUCUCAGACCACGAAGUCCAUACCUUCCAUCCGGAUUGCCCAUUGGAGAUUCCUCUGGGUGAAGAAAUCGGCGUAUGGACUUUCCAUAUGUGGCACUUUGCUGCCGACGAGGAAGCUAACAGCAAUGGCCAGUGUCUUGAUAUCCAUCUAUUAUUGAUAAGCCUGGGAAAUAACGACUGGGUGAGCCAUUAUGGACCGAGUACCAUGGAAAUGGAGCACCUCGAAGAUGAACGCACAAUGCCAAUUGUAAGGGCGCCGCCUGACAUGGUUCCUCGCUCAACUGGCUAA
This is a messenger RNA of Parastagonospora nodorum SN15, 2034 nucleotides long. RefSeq lists its product as hypothetical. The coding region runs from base 1 to 2034 and encodes 677 amino acids. The transcript is spliced from 3 exons. NCBI's taxonomy places the organism in Eukaryota, Fungi, Ascomycota, Dothideomycetes, Pleosporales, Phaeosphaeriaceae. The record is from RefSeq and is a predicted model, not a curated record.